Molecule: messenger RNA, 723 nt
Organism: Anopheles marshallii
Lineage: Eukaryota; Metazoa; Arthropoda; Insecta; Diptera; Culicidae
Gene: BI-1
Product: bax inhibitor 1
Exons: 3
Coding region: 1-723 (240 amino acids)
Biological process (GO): negative regulation of endoribonuclease activity; negative regulation of apoptotic signaling pathway; cellular response to unfolded protein
Cellular component (GO): mitochondrial membrane
Molecular function (GO): enzyme binding
Source: RefSeq, a predicted model, not a curated record
AUGGCCACGUCAUUUGCAAACUUUUCGUUCGAUCGACUAGCGACACAAAUGGGUGCAAAAUUGGAUCCAAGUCUGCGCCAACAUCUGUCCAAGGUGUACGGAUGUUUAGCUGCAACUUGCAGUAUGGCCACCGUCGGGUCGUUGAUCCACCUGUCGGGUAUUUGGGAGGCGGGUUUGCUAAGCGCCAUCGCCUCACUCGGACUCAUCCUGGGGAUGGUUUUCACACCAGACAAUGGCAAAAAUUUGGUAACGCGCUUUAGCAUGCUGAUGGGAAUUGGACUCUUCACCGGACAUUCGUUGGGAUUGCUGCUCGAGCAGGUUAUUUACAUGAAUCCGGCCAUCGUCGUAACGGCGCUUAUCGGUACAACGACAAUCUUUACCUGCCUGACAGCGUCCGCGUUCUUCGCUAAGCGCGGCAAAUACCUGUACCUCGGCGGCAUUCUUAUGAGCGCCCUGAGCACGAUGGCUCUCAUCAACCUUGGAAACCUAUUCUUCCGCUCGUACAUCGUGCAAGACAUUUCCCUCUACCUCGGACUGAUCGUGAUGGCCGGCUUUGUUCUGUUCGACACACAUAUGAUCAUGGAGAAGCAUCGCAUGGGUAACAAAGACUUCAUCGGCCAUUCCCUGGACCUGUUCUACGAUGUAAUCAGCAUUUUCCGCCGUCUGCUGGUCAUUCUUGCCCAGCGAGAGGAUAACAACGAGCGCAGAAAGCGAAAGAAUUAA